This is a messenger RNA of Malaya genurostris, 1948 nucleotides long. RefSeq names its product serine protease inhibitor 28Dc-like. Gene Ontology annotation, molecular function: serine-type endopeptidase inhibitor activity. The record is from RefSeq and is a predicted model, not a curated record. The coding region runs from base 178 to 1674 and encodes 498 amino acids. Lineage: Eukaryota; Metazoa; Arthropoda; Insecta; Diptera; Culicidae. The transcript has a single exon.
AGCUCAGUCAAAGCUGUUGUGUGAAACAAAUAAGAAGUGCCGAACUGUUUUUGUACGAUCAUUCGCUCGCGGCUGGAACUGAUCACAGAAGGAUCUUUGUGAUAGUUGGUGUGCAAUUCACUAAUUGUACACGAUCCGGUGCCAUUCAAGAAGACUGAUCGUUUGUGUUGGGAAAAUAUGAUAGGUAGCCAAUACGCAGUGUUAGUACUAGCGGUGCUAUCAUUCAGUGCCAUCAACGCCCAGAAUAGUGCGUUCCGUCCUAAAUCUAGGCCAUUGGCCGUACAGUGGCCUCAGUAUGUACAGUAUCAAGCUCAGGUGCAACAGCAGCAGUCUCAGUCGCGCCCACAGCAAAUACCAAAGCCACCCCCUAGUCAAGGUCAACCACAGUUUCAGUAUGAUGCAGCAUCUUUUGCCGUUACCGAUUUGGCCAGACGAAUCGGCACAGUUCUGGGACAGCAAACCAACGCGGGGGUCUUCUCCCCUGUCAGUAUCGCUUGUGCCCUCUCACUUCUACUGCUGGCCGCUAACAAAGAGACCAAGCAAGAGCUGUUGCAACUGUUGAACUUUAACGUUGAAGAGCAGCAGAAAAACACCAUUCAUCAUCAGUAUGGUAGGAUGCUGCGAGAGGUAGCAUCAUCCAAACCCGAUGCACAACCCAUUCCGUGGCGUCAGAAUGAUCGCUGCUCCGAUGAAGAAGACGAGGACUAUACUCCCGAGAGUCAGAUCAUUCAUUUGGCCAAUGCGAUCUUCGUGAAGCGAGGUCUACCACUGAAUAGUAAGUUUGUAGAUUUAUCCCGGGCGUUCUACAACAGCUCAGUGAAUCAACUGGAUUUCGCCAACAAUCCGGAGCAAUCGGCAUCGAGUAUAAACCAGUGGGCCAGCGAAAAUACGUUCGGAAAGAUCAAUCAGAUUGUUUCGAACUACGUCAAUACCGAAACGCAGAUGAUCAUCGCAAGCGCUUUGUACUUCAAAGGACUGUGGAAGGAGGUAUUCGAGAAACAGGCCACAACCUACAAAAAGUUUUAUCCUGACGGUCGUGCCAACCCCGGUACGGCGAAAGAUGUGCUCACGAUGGCAGUCAUCGGAUGUUUUCCGUACUACGACGCAGUUCAGUACGACGCAAAAAUAAUUGGUCUCCCAUAUCAGGGUGACAAAACCGCUCUCUACAUCAUCAUACCGAACAAUUCUAGCCGGUCGAGGUUGCAACGUUUCCAAAGUACGCUGACCGGCAAAGACAUCGGCGAUAUGGUGACACAUAUGACGGUCCGAAAGGCGCUCAUUCAAAUUCCCAAAAUGAAGAUCUCCAACACGAUCAACCUCCGGGAUGUGCUGCAGAAGUUGAACCUUCGGACCAUUUUCAGCCCGGCCAACAGUGAUCUAUCGGGCAUACUGGAACCGUCGGCCCAGAGUAGUCCCAACCCGUACGAUCGCAAUCGUGUCGUGUUCCAAAAUGAUGCCCUCCGGCAGCGACUACACGCAAGCGAGAUCAUCCACAAGGUGGAGCUGGAAAUCAACGAGAAGGGAACGGAGGGCGGUGCCAUCACGGCUUCCACGAUAUUCCGUUCCUUGCCGUCGGUGACCGUACGAGUCGAUGUCCCGUUCCUGAUGCUGCUGGGUCACGAUGCGACCCAGCUACCACUGUUCUACGGCAGUAUCUUCGAUCCGUCCAGUUAGUGUUGCCGGUUGCGGUUGAGUGACUGAUUAUAUAUGUUUGUGUGUGUGCGUGUGAGUGUGUGUGUGUAUUUGUUUGAUGACAGAAAAAAACUGCUGUUCUGUUCAUUACCGUAAUUUGAGAUUGUUCCGUGAAGUAUAAGUACCGAGGAUGCAUUCGAAGAUUAGUUGGAAAUAAAAAUUUGUUUCCGAAAUUGUACAAAAAAAUGUUGUUAUGAAGAUGAUUUGCCACGAUAACCGAACUGUGAAAUGAUUAUAUGUUUAAAUCGAAAGUGUA